UUCAACAUGGCGACUGUGUAGCUCGGUCGAGAGUGUGGGGCCAACCGCGUAGAAGUUAAACUAGUUUAGCUUUAAUUCAGUUGUAGAUAGUGUAUUUUCACACAGUUGAGUGUAUUUGGAGUGCAGCCUACUGGAAAUGAAGGGAAAAGAGCGGUCCCCGGUGAAGAAACGCCCCCGGGCGCCAGAUGAUAGCAGAGACCGAGGAGGAAGCCACCCGAGCAGCAAGAAGACCGCCCUGUCGACGGUUGGAAAUAACAACGGUAACGGCUCAGCUCAAAGCGGCGCUUCAUCCAGGAGGAGUUUGCACAAUGACAAAAGAGACAUGAGGGACUCAGACGGACACAAUUCAUCCAGUCGGGCUGGUGGCGGUUACGACUACGGAGUUGUCCCGGCGAGCAAACCGUAUGGUGGCGCUGACAUCUCCGCGGAAACAUCCAGGUCCAGUUCACGCAGCGACCCUCGGCCUCCGUCAAACCCUGAGAGUGAGUACAAAACUCUGAAAAUAAGUGAACUGGGCUCACAGCUCAACGACGAGGAGAUAGAGGAUGGACUAUUUCACGAGUUUAAGAGGUUUGGUGACGUCAGUGUGAGAAUAGGAAGAGAAAACGACGAGAAGGUGGCGUAUGUGAACUUUAGGAGGCCCGAGGACGCACGAGCGGCCAAACACGCCCGUGGCAGACUGGUGCUGUACGACCGGCCUCUGAAAAUAGAGACAGUUUACAUGAACAGACGAAGAAGUCGCUCCCCCGUUUCAAAAGACAAUUACCCCUCAGGACAGAGACACCUCCACUCCCAGAGACAGCUGUCCCCUACGGGUCUAGGGUACAGGGACUACCGGCUUCAGCAGCUGGCGCUGGGCCGUCUCCCCCCUCCCCCUCCGCCACCUCACAUACGAGACCUGGAAAGAGACAGAGAUUUUUCAAUUUAUGAUGCAAGGAAUAGGCCCCCGUUCAUUCCUGAAUGUGCUGUUUACCGUGAUGAAGAGCUGAUUAACCAAGAGGAUGACCAGAGGGCGAACAGGACUUUGUUUCUGGGGAAGCUGGACAUUAGUGUGACCGAGAGUGACCUGAGGAGGGCGUUUGACAGGUUUGGAGUGAUAACUGAAGUAGACAUAAAGCGGCCAGUGAGAGGCCAGAACAACACCUAUGGAUUUAUCAAGUUUGAGAAUCUUGACAUGGCUCAUCGUGCCAAAGUAGCCAUGGCAGGGAAAGUGGUGGGCCACAAUCCAAUCAAAAUUGGCUAUGGUAAACCUACACCCACCACCAGGCUGUGGGUGGGGGGACUUGGACCCUGGGUUCCUCUAGCUGCACUAGCAAAGGAGUUUGACCGCUUUGGGACCAUCAGGACUAUUGACUACAGAAAGGGUGAGGUGUGGGCUUACAUUCAGUAUGAAAGUUUGGACGCUGCUCAGGCUGCAUAUACUCACAUGAGGGGCUUUCCUCUGGGAGGCCCUGAAAGGAGACUCAGGGUGGACUUUGCAGACACGGAGCACCGCUACCAGCAGCAGCAGUAUGUGCAGCUUCCUCUCCCCUUGCCGCACUAUGACUUAGUUCCUGAACCUUUUGCUCACCGUCUUACUGACUCAGUUAGAGUAAGAGAGAGGUCUCCUCCACUCCCUGCUCGCUUCAGGGACAGAGAUCUGUACCCUGGUGAGUGGUCGAACCUCGGUGUCCACGACAGGAUGCGGGGCCCCUGCUUUGAUCCUCUAGAUCGUCUGGAGAGGCGUUCCCGUGAGACCUGGUCACUUGAGCAAGAACGAGAGUUGCAAAGCAGAGAUCUGAGCCGCAAAAGGAGACAUUUGGAUGAUGGUUUCAGGCCAGAUCAUUCACCUGAUAUGAAUGAAUUUAAUCUCCGUCGUCAUGGCAGCUCAUUAGAGCGCAGCCCUGGAGGGAGCAGCAGAGAUGGGGGGCGCUACAGUGACCCUGAACGUCUCCCUCGCUCUGGUAGAACCACCCCCAUCAGAGAACGCCAGGAAACUGGAGACAGGAGAAGGAGGACACUCAGCCCAGCAGAGCCAGGCUCCUGCUCUGAGAAAGAACGCAAACACAAAGUAAAUGACUCCACUAAAAGCCCAGUUAAAAAAGAGGAUCGCCCAGGACAUUCCUCCUCCUCCUCCUCGUCCUCUUCCUCUAAGUCUGCUCAGCAAUCCAAAACAGCAGCUACAAACCAGAAACUGAGUCAGGUCUGGCAGGGCGUCCUCCUUCUAAAGAACAGCAGCUUUCCCACAUCACUGCACCUGCUGGAGGGGGACCUGUCGGUUGCAACCAGCCUCUUGGUUGAGGGCUCAACAGGGGGUCAAGUGUCCCAGCUGAAGAUCAGCCAGCGCCUGCGCCUGGACAAGCCCAAGCUGGAUGAGGUAUCUCGUCGAAUCAAAGCAGCUGGCUCCACUGGAUACUCCAUCCUCCUCGCAGUUCCUGGGAAAUCUGAAGACGGAAGCGCCCAGGAUGCCAGCAACUCAACGGAGCGGCCGCUAAAGAACCUGGUGUUCUACCUGAAGCAGAAGGAGGCAGCAGGGAUCAUCAGCCUCCCUGUGGGUGGGAGCCGUGACAAGGAUCAAGGAGGAGUCCUUCACGCAUUUCCCCCUUGUGAGUUCUCGCAGCAGUUCUUGGAUGCCUCUGCCAAAGCUUUUGCCAAAUCAGAGGACGACUACAUGUUGAUGGUCAUUAUAAGAGGAGCAUCAUGAGGAAAAAAGGGCAAAUUAAGAUGAUUCUUUUUCCAUUCAUGAACUGUUAAAUUGUGAGUUGUAAAACAGAUGACAGGGUCUGCAUGAUAGUUUGUAUCUCAUUCUUUUGAAGGUUAAUUAAAAAGAAAGUCACGUUAAAUUGAAUACAUUUGAUAAAUUGUUGGAACUAAUGAUUUAAGUGACAUGCUGCCUUCUGCUAUUUACCAGUAGUUAUCAGAUAAACACAUCCCCUUAAGGAUACUCUGCCAAAAGUAACUCAGAGCAGCUCUGUGAAUCAAUUCUAUAAGUUGCCUUAUCUCAUUUGAAAAGACACUCAAAUCCUUUGUCAUUUCAUAUAAUGCCUGCCAAUAACAAAAACAGAAUACAAGAUUCAACACUGAGUGUUCAGUCUUUUUUCUUCAUGUAUUCCCAGCAUAGAUUUAACUGGUCAGUAACAACAGAUUUGUAGUACUGUAAUGUUUGUACAGCCAGGAAAUGAAAGAGUUAAGUCAAAUUCAUGUACAUAGAAUAUUUAUCUUGAUUCAGGAAAUGUCCUUGCCCUGAAGCUUUCCCAUUCUCAUUAAUAUUUCAUUCUUAAAAUGCACAUUUGCAUCACUCUGCUGACAAAGUAACAACAGCUCUUAUUUUGUCAGUUUGGCCAGUAUUUGUUUAGAAAAUGUGAAAAAUGAAUUGUAUAAAUCUCCUGAUAUUUGGCUUUAUGAAAUGUUAUUCAUGUUUGCUAAAAAAGCAUACAUAGGAGUUUUAAGAGAUAUACUAGAUUGAAACCAUUAAUAUAGAUGGUUCUAUCUGAACCACAUCUGGAGGUAAAGUGACAUCACAAGGUGAAAUGAAUAGGUUUUUCAUUUCUGGUACAUGUUUGAAGAGGUGGACUCAAGCUGCAAGCUCCUGCCCUAUCAUGAUAUGGGUAAACAUGCUAACUUUUCAACAGAUAAAUUAUUGAAAUUUUGGAAAAAAAAAAAAAAGAGUUUUCAUUUCUGUUUAUUUUUGGCAAAAAGGUGUACAGAUUCUCAUGGGUAAUAUUCUGGACAGAGACAGAUGACAGUUUAAUCUAUGAUAGAGCUACUGGGUAAGAUCUUGGAAAAUCAGUUUUUGGAUCUUAAAAAUGCACUACAUUUGUUAAAAUUAAAUAAUUCAUCAUAUUAAUGUUAGCCCAAAUCCAAAGAUUAUCGGCAUUUAAGUUCAACAUACAAAUUUUAAAGUUAUAGUAACCAAAUUUUGGAAAUUGAUGAAUGAAAAUGACAACUAAGAAAUGAUCUUUGCUCUAAAUAUUACCAUUGUUUUUAACAAAGCUAAAUGAAACAUUUUGCAAAGCUCCUGCCAAUUUUUACUUUGAAUACCAUGUGCAAAGGAGGGUUGCUCUUGUGUCUGCCUCUUUUAUUACCUGGUUCUUGCAUCAUUCUGUUUGGUUAAGCAGUAAUUGGUUGCUUAAAUUUUCUUUCUUAUGCUAUAAUCCACUAACUACCCCAACAAAGCAUGAACUAUAAAUAAUGAGAAUACAGAGUGUAUAAAUACAGAGCUUUAUGUAUGCCAUGCACAUGUCUAAUAACUGAUCAGGAGUCCAUAAGUGGAAAUUGUUGCUAUGCUAACACCUGGACUUGUAUGAUUGAAAACCUCUGAAUGAUCAGAGGAGAGACCUCCAGUGGCCUUAAACGCCUUCCUCUGAGCGGACUGUUAAUGAUUGUUUUUUAUGAUUUGAUUUGAGUUCUGUGUUUCAAAUGGAAAAAGAGAAAAAAAGAUCUGUGCUGUAUACUCAGGAUAUCUGAAGAGAGAAUGGAGAACAUCAGUGCUCGAGGGCCUUUGAAGUAAACCUGUCAGAAAAAAACCAAAGUGCAUCAUGCACUUCAUUUUGUCUCAAUAAAUUUACUUUUUCGUGGGAAACACAAAGUGCCUCGGAAGACAACUUUUGUGACCUUUUCUGUUCUUGGAAUUGUCUAUCAAACUCUAAAGGCUUUAUCACUUUGACAGCAGGAGUCGUCGCAGCAGAAAGGAGAAGAGAGGAGGUGUGAGAAUGGAGGGGCGUCAGCCUCUGUUCUAUAUUUCAGUUUGUUGAUCAUUUGUUUGAAUGACCUCUUUGUGAGGAGCUUUCAUGUGACAGAUAGAAAUGUGGCCCUACUUUAAUAUUAUUUUCAGCACGUCUGUGAAGGCAAACUUCAGUCACUAUGUUUCGACAGCAGCAUGGCUUUUCCUCAGUCUCCUCUGGCCUGUGCGUCCAGAGUUGUGGCUGAGAACAAGCAAAGAUCCCAUCUCCUCCCUGGUUCAUCACUCAAGUUCAGGCAAAAUUGCCUUGGUCUUCAUCUUUUAGCGCCUCAGAGGAGCCACAGCAGCACUCUUCUUUGUCAUCGGGCCCCAGCAGCAAACACACACUGUUGUUUCAGCGCUGCGGCAGCUAAAGGAGGAGCCGUGUUGAUUUUGUUUAGGUGCUUAUUGUUCUUGCAUUGGAGUUUUGAAGAAGAAAUCUGUGCUCUGAGUGUCUCACCUUGUGUCGGAGGAGAGGUGGAGACAGUGAGACAGCUACUGAAAGGAAACAGCACAGCAGAAGAAUAAUUACCUCCUAACCUUAGCUAAAAUGUUGUAACACUUUUAACACUGUGCCAAACAGCAUAUGAAAGCAAAGUCAAACUGCUGCAGGAUGUUUAUCAUGAAGACAGAGUGUUCGUGCCUGAGCUCCUUCAGACUAACGGACCUGAGCAGUAGCCCUGUUUCUCCACGUUUCCGAGGCAGGGAAUCUAGGUUUGAGUUUGUCCCUGGCUGUGUUCUCUGCUGGUCCACAGGUGAAGUAUAGGAUGGCCAAAGCUGCUGACAGGGGUACGUAUCCAAAUGUUUGCCUGCAAACACACUGGAGUUUAUUUAAGGGUUGGUGAAAAGGUUAAAGGAUACCACUAAGCUUAUUGACUAAAGUAAAUACAAUAUUAAAGUCUUUGGUACAUUCAGGGAAGAUUUUAUACUUAGUUAUGGGAUCUUAUUUAUGCAAAUUACCUGUUAGCGUCCAUUGGUUAAUAUUUUAUAGUAAACAAAGCAUUCUGCAAAUUGUCCUUAGGUUUGGACAUUUUUUUUUUCUUAAAACCUCCCAAAAUGCCACAACUACUUAUCCAAAAAACAUGUUUAUCAUUUCACUAGUCAAAACAAAACAAAACAAAAAAAAAAAACAUCCUUAACCUUUAAUAGCACAGAUGUAGGCUUACUGAAAUUAAGAACCAAAGUUAGAUAGCUUAAAAGAAGGUGUGGACACCGCUCCAUAACCAGAGGCAGAGGGAGUAAUACAUUAAUGUUCAACUACAGCAAAUCAAAGUAUUUAGAUAAAAUAAGGAAAAGCUACUUGAACUGUAACAUAACUAAAGUCUUAUAUACCGUACAUUGUUAUUUAAUCAUGGCAUGGUUUCUACUACUUUAUAAUAUGUGGUUAGAUGAAGAUAACGUUAAUUUUCAGACAAAAUGAAGUUUUAUAAAGUCACUGUGAAGUAACAAGCAACUACAGCGACUGUAGUAAAGACUAACAUUAGAGUUUUCCAAAGUUCAACCACUAGUCAUAACUAAACACCAGAAAUAAAACCUUCAAAUACAAGAGAUGUGAAAUUAAAAAAUAAAAAUAAAAUAAAAAUUCUUUAGAAUUCAAAGUUUUACAUUUCAAAAGUUUGCUGUCAGUAGUGCCCAAGCAUGAAUGUAAGCUGUGUACUUCAGUUUCCAGUCUAAAAUGUAGUUAAAACAAAUGUUUUAAGUUGGUGAGAAGUCAUCAUCUCAGUAAAAGUCAGAAAUGUAAUGACUUUAAAGGACUUAGCCAAAAGAGUUGGUAAGAUAUUUUGAGAAGCUCAAAUUUGACCUGGUGGAUGUGUAAAGCUCUGUCAGCAUCAGCUUCAUUUUCUUUGGUUCAGCAAACACUUUCAUAUGACUGGUUUUUAAAGGGACCCUUACGUAUCAAACACAUCAUCAUAAUUAGAUCAACAUUGUGGUUUCUUUUUGUAUGCUGUACAAAAUCAAUCGAAACAUAAAACGUCUACAAUUUUUACAAAAGAUGAAAAAUCAAUUCACAUCUGCUGCCGUUGUUGUGCAAUACUCUGGUUGCGUUGUUCUGACAUUCACCUUGGUUACACUGACUUCUACCUUAUUGUCUGUCAGAACGACAUCCAGCAGGAAAAACAAUACAACCAUUUGACUUUACUGCCCAGAGAUCAUCCCACAACAAUGACAGCUCACGUGAUUUUAUUUUUAAAAUUACCUGAAAAUGUAGAGAUCAGUUUUGUUACUUUGUACAGCAUACAUAGUUCCUUUUAUGUUUUUUUUGUUUAGUUUAUUUAACACAUUAAUUAAAGCACAGUCAGACAGAAAAAAGUGAAUACAAGUAAAUCACAUUUACAGGUGAGGUAGAAACCCAUUUAAGAUCAACAAUACAACACUACAGCAAACAAAAUACAACAAUCAAAAAAGAGAGGGCUAUUGUUUAUGAUAUAAAACAACAUCAAUUAACAAAGGUUUAAGAGAUCCCACCUUGAAACACUAUUUUCCCUAUUCAGUCUUUAAGUACACUUCUCAUAAAUUAAAGGGAUAUAUUCAGUUUAUAUAUUUACUAUUACAGAAUGAUAAGUCUGAAUAAUAUAGUGAAUAGCUGCAUGUGCAAAUCCAGCAAAACAAAAUCCCAUUAAAAACAUCACAAAUUUAAACAGUAUUAGAAUACCAGUGUGAUAAGGAGUUUGAAAGUGAAAAUCAGCACUUGUGUAGGAUUUGAUCACUUUUAAAUGAACUCAUCAGCAAAUAAAAGUGAAGUACUCUUUCAAAGUUUGUAAAUGUUUGAUCAUGAGCCUGUAGUAAUAAUUUGUCUAGUAUUUCAGGUGUCAGGUCAAAAGACUCGCAUCCAUCUGCAGAGGACCUGAACGAGCCCUGUGAGCCUCAACAGACUCUGAUGGUGAUUAACGCAAAUUAAACAGUCACAUCAAGAUGACCAAAUCAACAGCCCGGUGAGUACUUUAUAUAAAUAUGAAUGUCUGUACAUUUUAUAUUGUGUUUCAUGUUCAUGAUGCUGCUUGUAUUUUUUGAGCUUUAAUAAAGUUCUAAGACAGAA
Messenger RNA from Cheilinus undulatus (humphead wrasse), 7736 nucleotides. Its product is annotated as RNA-binding protein 15-like. Gene Ontology annotation, biological process: regulation of alternative mRNA splicing, via spliceosome. Gene Ontology annotation, cellular component: nucleus. NCBI's taxonomy places the organism in Eukaryota, Metazoa, Chordata, Actinopteri, Labriformes, Labridae. The coding region runs from base 137 to 2683 and encodes 848 amino acids. Gene Ontology annotation, molecular function: mRNA binding. The transcript has a single exon. The record is from RefSeq and is a predicted model, not a curated record.